UUUGAAACUCUUCCUGUGGAGUCAGAUUGUUGUCAAAAGUGUUGGGUUUAAGUUAUCGUCAAAAAUGAAGAAAGAGGGAAAGAGGAAGAGCUGAGCAAAUUUCCUAAACAGACUUUAGGACUUGAGUGUGGUCAAGUGUGGGCACAAGGCGAGACGUGUGGGGACCUCCAGAUCGGGUGCGGAAGGCUUCAGUUACAAUCUCAGGUUUGGGACGUUUAGCCAUGGAGUCUUUCUCUGCGGAGACCAAUUCCACCAACCUCCACUCACGGCCCUGGAAUGAACCUGAAAUCAUUCUCUCCAUGGUCAUUCUCAGCUUCACUUUCUUACUGGGGUUGCCAGGCAACGGGCUGGUGCUGUGGGUGGCUGGUCUGAAGAUGCAACGGACGGUGAACACGGUCUGGUUUCUCCACCUCACCAUGGCUGACUUUCUCUGCUGUCUCUCCUUGCCCUUCUCCCUGGUCCAUUUGGCUCUCCAAGGACACUGGCCCUAUGGCUGGUUCCUUUGCAAGCUCAUCCCCUCCAUUAUCAUCCUCAACAUGUUUGCCAGCGUCUUCCUGCUGACUGCCAUCAGCCUGGACCGCUGUCUUUUGGUACUCAAGCCAAUCUGGUGCCAGAAACAUCGCAAUGUGCGGACCGCCUUGACGAUCUGUGGAUGUAUCUGGGCGGUGGCUUUUGUAAUGUGUAUACCUGUGUUCAUAUACCGGGAAACGUUCACCAUGGACAACCACACUACUUGUGGCUACAAUUUCUACGGCCCAAUAGAUUAUUCAGAAUUCACUUUUGAUCUCCUGGAAAACAGGUCUCUUGACAACUCCAUUGCUGAGCUGCCUGGAGACAUGGAUGACAGAUUAGAUUCUUUCUCUCUACAAACCAGUGAUUAUCCUCACACCACUGGCCUCCAGUCUCAGGUAUUUCGAAGAACUUCUGGAGCUUCACCUGCUGCAGAUUCAGCUAGAUCGUCUGCUCAACAUCCACAUUAUAAUUUAUUUAAACUUACUGAUGAGCUUUCACCUGCAAUCCCCAGUGAGUUUCCCGUUGAAGAUCACAGAACUAAACCACUGGAUAAGGCCCAUGCUUUAGAGUUUUUCUCUAGCGCCUCUGGCAAUUCCUUUUACACAUCCGAUCUAUCACCAGAUAUCCAUGAUUUUGAUGAUUUAAGCCAAUUUGUCUACAGCCAUCAAGCACCAACACCCGAGGUAGUGAUAACCAUCACCAGGCUGGUGCUGGGUUUCCUGCUGCCUUUCAUUGUCAUGGUGGCCUGUUACAGCCUCAUUAUCUUCCGAAUUCGUGGAAGCCGCUUCACCAAGUCUCGGAGCAAAUCCCUGAGAGUGGCUAUGGUGGUGGUGGUUGUUUUCCUCAUCUGCUGGGCUCCAUACCACAUUUUUGGAGUCCUGUUUUUGUUUGUUGGCCCAGAGACUCCUUUGGGGGAAGCUCUGUCGUCCUGGGACCAUGUGUCCCUUGCUCUAGCCUCUGCCAAUAGUUGCUUCAAUCCCUUCCUCUAUGCCCUCCUGGGGAAAGAUAUCAGGAAUAAAGCAAAGCAGUCCAUGCAGGGAAUUCUGGAGGCAGCUUUCAGUGAGGACAUGACACACUCUACCAGCUGCUCCCAAAAUAAAGUCUCUGUGUCAAAAAACAGUAUCAGUACAGUUGUAUGAAAAUAGGAAGCAGCCGACUCAAGCA
Messenger RNA from Phacochoerus africanus (Common warthog), 1677 nucleotides. It is a transcript of the gene C3AR1, whose product is annotated as complement C3a receptor 1. The record is from RefSeq and is a predicted model, not a curated record. Bases 222 to 1652 code for a protein of 476 amino acids. Lineage: Eukaryota; Metazoa; Chordata; Mammalia; Artiodactyla; Suidae. Gene Ontology annotation, molecular function: complement component C5a receptor activity; complement component C3a receptor activity; G protein-coupled receptor activity. Gene Ontology annotation, cellular component: plasma membrane. The transcript is spliced from 2 exons. Gene Ontology annotation, biological process: inflammatory response; complement receptor mediated signaling pathway; phospholipase C-activating G protein-coupled receptor signaling pathway.